CAAAAAUUUCUUUAAAAGAAGUUUGUAGAAAGUAACACUGACUAACAUAUUCUGGAGAAGUGGUGGUAUAUUUCUGAUGAGGGUGCUUCAAAUGCCCCAACUUGUAAGACAUGGUCCAUUUCAAAGUCACCCAUGUUGCUACACUUCGCAUGUAUCUUCAAGAUUACCGGUAUGUUUUGUUUCAUGGAACCCUUCAAGUUCAACCAACCCCACAAAUGACAUCAAGAACAACAACAACGAUUUGAUUCAAUCAUUAUGUAGAGGUGGCAAUCUUAAGCAAGCAAUUCAGGUCUUGUGUACCGAGCCGAAUCCAACUCAUAAGACUUUCGAGGUUUUGAUAUGUUCUUGCGCGCAACAUAACUCUCUUUCUGAUGGUCUUGAUGUUCAUCACCAUCUUGUCGGUACUGGUCUUGAUCACCAUCUUGUCGGUAAUGGUCUUGUUUCAGCUAAUGAUGCUUGAGGCAUGCGAUUCCGUUCCAAAUCCGGUUACAAUGGUUAGUGUGCUUCAAGCUUGUGCAAGUCUUGCUGCAUUGGAACAUGGAAAGUUGGUUCAUGGCUAUAUCAUUAGAAAGGGUCUUGAUUCUAUAUUGCCGGUUCUUAACACCCUUAUAACAAUGUAUGGAAGAUGCGGUGAGAUUUCGACAGGACAACGUGUGUUUGAUUAUAUGAAGAAACGCGAUGUUGUUUCAUGGAAUUCUUUGAUUUCUAUUUAUGGUAUGCAUGGUUUUGGAAAGAAAGCCAUCCAAAUUUUUGAAAAUAUGAUCCACAAUGGAGUUUCGCCGAGUUACAUAUCGUUUAUUACAAUUUUGUGUGCUUGCAGCCAUGCAGGCCUUGUUGAGGAGAGAAAGAUUUUGUUUGAAUCUAUGCUUAGUAAAUACAGGAUCCGUCCAUGUAUGGAACAUUAUGCUUGUAUGGUUGAUCUUCUUGGCCGAGCUAACAUGUUUGAUGAAGCAAUGAAACUAACAGAAGAUAUGGAUUUUGAACCAGGACAAACCGUUUGGGGUUCCCUUCUCGGAUCUUGUAGGAUUCACUGUAAUGUUGAGCUUGCCGAGAGAGCAAGCAUUAUGCCUUUUGAGUUGGAGCCUAUGAAUGCUGGCAAUUAUGUGCUUUUAGCAGAUAUUUACGCAAAAGCUAGGAUGUGGAAUGACGUAAGGCGUGUGAGGAAAUUAUUAGAAACUCGCGGCCUGCAAAAGAUUCCGAGCUGCAGUUGGAUUGAAAUCAAAAGGAAGAUAUACUCACUUGUCUCUGUGGAAGAGUAUAAUCCACAAAUCGAAGAGCUUCGUGCUUUUCUAAUUACAUUGUUGACUGAGAUCAAGAAUCAGGGCUAUGUUCCGCAGACAAACAUUGUUGUUUAUGAUCUCGAUGAAGAAGAGAAGGAAAGAAUCGUGUUGGGACAUAGCGGAAAGCUUGUUGCUUUCAGACUCAUUAAUACCGCAAAAGGCGAAACCAUUAGGAUCACAAACAACUUGAGAUUGUGUGAAGACUGUCAUGCUUUUAUGAAGUUUAUUUCAAAAUUUGCCAAGAGAGAGAUUCUUCUUAGAGAUGUGAAUAGGUUCCACUGUUUUAGAGAUGGAGUUUGUUCAUGUGGUGACUAUUGGUAGUUAUUGGAAGAACACUAUGCAGUUAAAUCUUUAUGAAGUAAUUCUAAUAUAGUCACAGAAAUUGAACGAUGUCAUGGUUCCAUACACAAUAAGUCCCAGUUGAGAUCUGCUGUAAAUCUUUGUUUCUUU
This is a messenger RNA of Cicer arietinum (chickpea), 1730 nucleotides long. Its product is annotated as pentatricopeptide repeat-containing protein CRR2, chloroplastic-like. Gene Ontology annotation, molecular function: RNA binding; protein binding; zinc ion binding. NCBI's taxonomy places the organism in Eukaryota, Viridiplantae, Streptophyta, Magnoliopsida, Fabales, Fabaceae. Gene Ontology annotation, biological process: RNA modification. The record is from RefSeq and is a predicted model, not a curated record.